Messenger RNA from Parnassius apollo (apollo), 234 nucleotides. The record is from the annotation of a GenBank genome assembly. NCBI's taxonomy places the organism in Eukaryota, Metazoa, Arthropoda, Insecta, Lepidoptera, Papilionidae.
AUGCAUUUUUACAUGUUUCGGCCUAAAACUUUUCCCACCCAACAGCACCAGCCGAGUAAAGUGCGCACUGUUGCUACGAAAACAAAUCUUAACGCCUUUAACUGUCGCGGUAUAUUUGAGGUGAACGGCUCCGGCAGGCAGCAAGCUGUUUUACCCUUACCUGAAGACGUCUUCCCUUCACAGGGACUUCCUAUUUGCCAGUGGCUCCGGUUAUCACCAUGCGGAUCUGAGUGA